Messenger RNA from Xyrauchen texanus (razorback sucker), 1013 nucleotides. RefSeq names its product protein Mpv17. The transcript is spliced from 8 exons. The coding region runs from base 238 to 774 and encodes 178 amino acids. The record is from RefSeq and is a predicted model, not a curated record. NCBI's taxonomy places the organism in Eukaryota, Metazoa, Chordata, Actinopteri, Cypriniformes, Catostomidae. Gene Ontology annotation, cellular component: membrane; cytoplasm.
ACUAUUUCUCAAGCAUCACUUUAUAUUCGGGACUUUGGUGUAAAUUGAUUAUUUAAAGUAGUUGUUCGGCUGUCCCGAGAGAAGCAAGACGCAAUGAGUCCGGCCAGUGUUCUUAUACUUCAGUCACAUCUUCUAAAGUCACUUCUGUUCUUGUUUUGACUUUGUUUGUUUUUUGCAAGCGCAGUCAUCGUGCUUUAUUUUAGCAAAUUAAUCCUCUUUUAACAAAGACUUUGUCUCAUGGCGGGAAUUUGGAGAUCUUAUCAGGCGCUGUUAGCCAAACAUCCGUGGACAGUGCAGAUUGUAACUGCUGGCUCUCUGGUGGGAGUGGGCGAUGUCAUCUCUCAGCAGCUGAUUGAACGCCGUGGAAUGGCCAAUCACAGCGUAAGACGUACCGCCAAGAUGAUGAGCAUUGGCUUCUUCUUUGUCGGUCCCGUAGUGGGUGGAUGGUACAAGGUGUUGGACAAACUUGUCACUGGUGGCAAUAAAAGUGCAGCCCUGAAAAAAAUGCUUGUUGACCAGGUGGGCUUUGCGCCAUGUUUCCUGGGUGCUUUCUUGGGAAUAUCUGGAGCUCUCAGUGGACUGACAAUGGAGGAGAAUGUAGCCAAGCUCAGGCGGGACUACCCGGAUGCCUUAAUCUGCAAUUACUAUCUCUGGCCACCAGUGCAGAUAGCCAAUUUUUAUUUCAUUCCUCUCCAUCACAGGUUGGCUGUUGUUCAGAUUGUGGCUGUUGCUUGGAAUUCUUACCUCUCCUGGAAAGCCAACAAGAUGGAAUGAGAUAUUCCAAAUCUACUUGCUGAAUUGACUAUUAUAAUAUUUUGUAUUAUGUAUAUGUACUGUAUAUAUACAGCUCUGGAAAAACAAUGAAGAGACUACUGCAAACUUAUCAGUUUCUCUGGAUUUGCUAUUUAUAGGCAUGUGUUUAGUAUAUAGAAUAAAACAAAAAUGUUACUUUUACUCAUUGACAACAUUUCUCCCAAAUUCCAAAUAAAAAUAUUGUCAUUUAGAACAUUUAU